AUGAUACCUUCAGAAAAUGAAGAUUAGUUCUCUCCUAAUUCUCAACAUAAACAACAGUAAAACGACUCUAAUCAAAAGUAAAAAGAUUCCUAUAAAAAAUAUGCAGUUAUUGACUAAUCAAAAAGAGUGUUAUUGUUAAAAAAGAUUUUAUCGAAAGAAUCUACGAUUAAGGAAGCAGCAAAAGAAUUUGGAGUUAAUUUUAGUACAGCUAAAGCAAUUUUGCAGACUUAUAGAAAGGAAGGUCGGAUUGGUAAGAAGAAAACAAGAGAGAGAAACAAAAAAGAGAAAAGUGAGCCGGAAUUCAGUGUCUGCAGUUAAAGAAAAGUAUAAUCCAUGUACGAUCUUGAACGAGAGGUUUAGAUUCCUUAAAGAAGCUUUUCUCCUGAUUUAAAAGCAUCCGACAAACACAUUACAAAGAGUAUCUUAUAAUAGCAAUCCUUAUUGCUGAAUAGAUAGAAAAAUUAGCCAUAACAAAUUAAUAGCAAUGAAGAACAGAAUGCUUAAAUUGCCUUGGCUGCCUGUCAAAGAGAAUUAGAAAAAUAAAAAUUAGUUAAUAUGCAAUUGGCAUUAAUGAUAUAAAAUUAUUAAAUCCAUGGGUUUUAGGCCUAAGCGCCAGAAGUAAAAGAAGAAGAUGAUAAAAUUAACUGAGUUUAUCAUCAAAAUUCUGAAUUAUUGUUAUUCCAAUUAAUAAUUUUUAUUUAUAACACAUAUAUA
Paramecium tetraurelia is the source of this 714-nucleotide messenger RNA. RefSeq lists its product as uncharacterized. Lineage: Eukaryota; Ciliophora; Oligohymenophorea; Peniculida; Parameciidae. The transcript is spliced from 4 exons. The record is from RefSeq and is a predicted model, not a curated record.